Messenger RNA from Talaromyces proteolyticus, 1940 nucleotides. Its product is annotated as putative serine hydroxymethyltransferase. Gene Ontology annotation, biological process: folic acid metabolic process; L-serine catabolic process; tetrahydrofolate interconversion. Gene Ontology annotation, molecular function: zinc ion binding; cobalt ion binding; serine binding. Gene Ontology annotation, cellular component: cytoplasm. The transcript has 3 exons. The record is from RefSeq and is a predicted model, not a curated record. The coding region runs from base 278 to 1654 and encodes 458 amino acids. NCBI's taxonomy places the organism in Eukaryota, Fungi, Ascomycota, Eurotiomycetes, Eurotiales, Trichocomaceae.
UGAGCUUGCCCGCGCCCGCGGGACGAAAUAGAUUUUCCCAAGCGCCUUCCGGUCUCUGUCCAGAUUUCUCUUGACUCUCCCACCUCCUCUAUUUAUACCUAGCAACUCCUGCGUUCUGAAUUGGUCCUUUCACUCUAUCCAUCAUUUACCACUCCUAUAACCCCUCUAUCCCUCCCAAUGGCUACCUACGCUUUGUCCAACUCCCACAAGGAGGUAAUUUCGUCAUCGAUGCUGUGUGCGGGGAUCAUUCGCCACUAACUUUUUUUCUGAAUAGUUGAUGGAACAGCACCUCAAGGAUUUGGAUCCUGAAGUUGCUGAGAUCAUUGAAAAAGAAAUUCAACGACAGAAAGAAUCCAUCCUUCUCAUUGCUUCUGAGAAUGUCACUUCCCGCGCUGUUUACGAUGCCUUGGGUACCCCCAUGUCCAACAAGUACUCAGAAGGCUACCCCGGUGCUCGUUAUUACGGUGGUAACCAGCAUAUCGAUGCCAUCGAGUUGACUACCCAGGCUCGCGCAUUGAAGGCCUUCAACCUCGACCCUGCUAAGUGGGGCGUUAACGUUCAAUCGCUUUCCGGAAGCCCUGCCAACUUGCAGGUCUACCAGGCUCUCAUGAAGCCUCAUGAUCGUCUCAUGGGUCUCGAUCUGCCCCACGGAGGUCACUUGAGUCACGGUUAUCAGACUCCCCAGCGCAAAAUAUCCGCUGUUUCUACCUAUUUUGAAACUUUCCCCUACCGUGUCAACGCAGAGACCGGCAUCAUUGACUACGACACCCUCGAGGCUAAUGCUCAACUCUACCGUCCUAAGAUCCUUGUCGCUGGUACCUCCGCGUACUGCCGCUUGAUCGACUAUGCUCGUAUGCGCAAGAUUGCUGACUCUGUUGGCGCCUACUUGGUUGUCGAUAUGGCUCACAUUUCCGGUUUGAUCGCUGCUGGCGUCAUUCCUUCUCCUUUUGAGUACGCUGAUGUCGUUACUACCACUACUCACAAGUCUCUACGUGGUCCUCGUGGUGCUAUGAUCUUUUUCCGCAAGGGUGUGCGCAGCACCGACGCUAAGACUGGAAAGGACAUCUUGUAUGAUCUCGAGGGUCCUAUCAACUUCUCUGUCUUCCCUGGCCACCAGGGUGGUCCUCACAACCACACCAUCACUGCCCUUGCAGUCGCCCUUAAGCAAGCUGCCACUCCCGAGUUCCGUCAAUACCAGGAACAGGUGAUCAAGAACGCCAAGGCUGCCGAAGUUGCGUUCAAGGAGCUCGACUACAAGCUGGUUUCUGGUGGUACUGACAGCCACAUGGUCUUGGUCGAUCUGCGUCCUCAGGCUCUUGAUGGUGCUCGUGUCGAGGCCGUCUUGGAGCAAAUCAACAUUGCCUGCAAUAAGAAUGCCGUUCCUGGCGACAAGUCGGCUCUGAGCCCUGGAGGUAUCCGUGUUGGAACACCUGCUAUGACCACCCGAGGCCUUGGAGAGGAAGACUUCAAGCGUGUAGUGGGUUACAUCGACCAGGCUGUCAAGCUUGCCAAGAGCAUCCAGAGCCAACUGCCCAAGGAGGCCAACAAGCUCAAGGACUUCAAGGCCAAGGUUGCCUCUGAAACCAUACCUGAGAUCCUCAACCUGCGCAAGGAGAUUUCUGCUUGGGCCAUCACCUUCCCUCUCCCAGUUUAAACGAUUUAUGAUGACUGCGUAUGUGCCUUUGCAAGUUUUUUGACGUGUCUCAUGAAAGAAAAAAGUUCAACCUGAUGAUUUCUGUUUUGCUAUGUUAUAUAUGAUGAAAGGUGGCAUUACAUAUCGUAUUUACGUCGACUUGGAAGGGAGCUUGGGUUGGCAUUCAGAUAUGUGUUUUAUUUUCAACCUUAUAUGCAUUGUUCUAUUUCAUUUGUUUUAUGUACAAGUGUUUGCCCCGGGAUGGCCCGCUUCAACAGGGUGAUAAACUUCAACGUUUAAGGCAUCC